Molecule: messenger RNA, 2318 nt
Organism: Suillus subalutaceus
Lineage: Eukaryota; Fungi; Basidiomycota; Agaricomycetes; Boletales; Suillaceae
Exons: 13
Coding region: 45-2318 (757 amino acids)
Biological process (GO): regulation of transcription by RNA polymerase II
Cellular component (GO): SAGA complex; SLIK (SAGA-like) complex
Molecular function (GO): protein heterodimerization activity; structural molecule activity
Source: RefSeq, a predicted model, not a curated record
GCUGAGUCCGUUGCGCGGUUAAUGACAGCCGGCGCGACCAGAGGAUGAAUAACCUCCUCAGGACACUCACCGAGAGCCAGGUUAAGCCCUCGCCUGACCUCAGACUCCUUCUGAGUGCUGUCAAGGACGCACGCCGCCAAAGCUUCGAUGCCAAGGUAUCAGAACCGUUUUAUGACUCCCUUGAGGGACUACUUCAUGAUCUGCGUACAGUGACCAUGGAUAAUCACGACGCAGAGGCAUUCCUUAAACCAGUUGCGAAAUCCGAUGUUCCCGACUACUACGAUGUGAUCGCAAACCCCAUGGACCUUCAAUCCAUGCUCAAGAAGGUCAAAUCAAAGCAAUACAAGUCCAAGCGCGAGUUUGCGGAUGAUCUAGAUCUGAUAUGGUCAAACUGUUUCACCUACAAUGCGACUGAGGUAUGUAUCACCGUCGUGAAAACGCGUGGUGAGGCCCACUGUGCCGCGCAGGACCACCCCCUCCGCCAGUGCGCAAUGCGCCUCAAGAAGAAAGCCGAUAGACUACUGAAGAACAUCACGGACCGCAAGGAACGAAUUGACCCUCCUUUACCUGCUGCUUUAUCCCAGCCUUCGCAUUCCGCUUCUCCCAUCCCAAUGAGACCUAACGCGACGGCACGGCCCAAGAUUAAUGGCACGACAUACACCCACAGACGAUCUCCGUCAUUGACCGCAACGCAAAGCACCAUCACCCCGAAGCAGCGCAUGGAUCUUCCCUUUGCCGAUUCCCCUGCGCUUGAGCGUACGCCACACGGUAUGGCUGCGUUCCAUUCACUCGAGUCAGAAGCCGGUCCAUCAAGCAUCCCGAAUGGAUACAGUUCAUCUGCUUCUACAAAUGAAUACGACAGCGAAGCAGACGAAACAUUAAUGUCAAUAGAUAAUGACUCGGGGGAGAAACGCAAGCUAAACGGUUCAUCUUAUCGUCCUCGUAAACGCGUACGUCUAAGCCCUGCUCCCUUUGCGCCUAUUCCCACGGCAGACGACCCAAACUCGCCUUGGUGGUCCUCUCCCACAUCCUCAUCACAAUUUGCAAGGCCCCGCAAGCGACGGAAACUCCGCCCUCAGUCCUUAGCAAAAUACAAGGACAGAGAUACUCCCGCGCCCAACACCCUCCUCAGUCUCAUGAACACGAACAUUAAAACUCUUAAACGGGUCCGACGUACCCACGCUAAGUUUGCCGCGCUCAACCUAAACACAGAAGAGGGCAUGGUUGAUGAGGUGAUAGAUGAGCGGCCGUGGCGAGCGAGAUAUGCUGGUCUUAGACAGGUGAAGGGACCAGUGGAACUAGAAGUGGGUGAGAAGAAUGCGGACGAAUGUCUGAAAUGGAUGAAUCGGAAGGUGCUAGAGCAUGAAGGAUUCCAAGGGGCGUCAAGCGCUGCACUAGAUGUGAUGGUGGGGGUGACGUCUGAGUAUUUCCUCAAUGUCGGUCGAACGCUACGAUUCAUGUGCGACAAGUAUGCGAAGAGCAUGACGCCAGAGGAAAUCAUCCUGCAUACACUCUUCGAAAGUGGAGUCACGAGAAUUCAAGAUCUUGAGCGAUACAUCAAGGACGACGUCGUCCGGCACGGUUCGCGCCUUGUUGACCUCGAGAAAAAGCUUGUUGGAGCGUAUCGCGAAGCUACACAGGUGGAAGUUCUCGAUGAUGAUGCGCUUUUCGCUGGCGAGGAUGACGAAGAGGACGAGAGUGCGUUUGUCAUGGGUGGGUUUUCUGACUCACUUGGUGACGACUUUCUCGGGUUACGGGAGCUUGGCAUUGCUGCGGAGUUGGGGCUAUCGAGUCUUACUAUCCCAAAGAAGCUACUCAAAGGGAAAUCACGGGGAGCGGCAGGGGCUGCCAUCGAAGCAAAACCCACAGAACCGCCACCGCCAUAUCCACCACCGCCUUCGCUACUUCCUAUCACGAGCAAGAAUGUUGGCGAUCAGAUCGGGUUAUUGCGUCCCUACUUUCACAUGCGGCUUGCAGCACUCGCACCUCCCGGCACCUUCCAAGGUCUCCCUUAUCUCCCACCUGUCCCUCAAUUUGGGUUACUUCCUCACCCUGGCGUUCCACCAUUACCUUAUGUACCAAGUUCAUCAGGCGAGUUCACACGGGUCAUCACGGUCCCAGACGAUGCACCCGCACCUGCGCAGGCGAAGCUUGGACCUUUGGGUCAGGUACUCAAGACAGGCGCUGCUGCAGGGGCUGUCAAGAAGAAGAACAAAGCGAAGGAGCCAGUGCUAAUUGGAACCGAUGCGCGCAUUCAAUGGGCUUGGGGUGGAGGGAAGAGAUGUUGGUGGAGCUGGAGCUGGCGGUGGUGGCACUAA